This is a messenger RNA of Ornithodoros turicata, 3563 nucleotides long. RefSeq lists its product as uncharacterized. NCBI's taxonomy places the organism in Eukaryota, Metazoa, Arthropoda, Arachnida, Ixodida, Argasidae. The transcript has 16 exons. Bases 246 to 3269 code for a protein of 1007 amino acids. Gene Ontology annotation, molecular function: serine-type endopeptidase activity. Gene Ontology annotation, biological process: proteolysis. The record is from RefSeq and is a predicted model, not a curated record.
CGCUAUACGCGGAAUUGACGGGUAUAUUCAUGCAACGGAGAGCAAUCGCGGUUUUCCCCAGGAAGGACAACAAGAAAAGCAUUCGUUAAGUCAAGACUCCAUAUGGAUGUACCUUGGGGAACGUCGUAAGUACGGCAACCGAUUUAAGCAAGCGAUCGAGUUCUAUUAGCAAUACGCGUUUAACACGCGUUGGCUUCUUGUCUUGUGCGUGGAAAUACUGUAAAACAGUUAACGAUCCCAUAAGCAUGGCGACAAGCACAAGGUGGAUAGCUGUGAUCCUGCAGCUUUCAAGUUCGUUCCUCGGAACCAUCGGAGCGACGGAAGAGCUCUGCCUUGCCAGGCACCUUGACCAUGACCUGGAAGUCGUCGGGCGUUGUGUGCCUCUUCUAGAGUGCUUGGAUUCCUUUAGGAGCCUGGGACAUUUGAAGGUUCCAAAUUUCUGUCGAAUAGAAGGCUUAAAUCCCAUCGUGUGCUGCCCAAACAAAAUGGAUCAGCGACCACCAGUAUCUACACCCACGACCACAACUGUGACAUCAACUGUGCCGCCACAGACGUGCAAAGACAAGGACGGUGCAAUCGGGAACUGCAUUCCUGUGGACCAGUGUACUUCACUUCAGAAAGCAGCGGAGAACAAACAGUUCCCACCACUGUGCGAUUUCAAAAUGAGCAUUCCGUAUGUCUGCUGCGUUGCCGACGCCCCACCGUCUCAAGCAGUAGGGGUCGUUACCUACACGAACCCAAAACCGCCACCCGUAACGACAGAGGAGCUCCUCAACGACAAUCAACGAUAUUGCGGUAGAAAGCACUACCUGCCGCCAGGACAAACUGACCUGAAGUUUGUCGUUAAGGGAGGCAAGAACGCACCGAAAGGAAAAUACAAGUUCGCCGUGGCCAUUUUUCGAGACAAAGUUGGCGUCCUCAACUUCUGGUGCGGAGGAACCCUCAUCACAAGACGCGUUGUCCUCUCUGCAGCGCAUUGUUUUCACGACACACUGAACGAUACAAAGUACGUUGCACGAAUCGGUGGUGUGGACAUCAAGCACAACAGUGAGGACAUCUUCAUUGAGCGAGGCAUAGCGGCUGUCCAUGUCCAUCCAGAUUACGAUCCGAACUUCAACUAUGCUGAUGUGGCAGUGCUUUUGUUAGACUCCGUCAGUGGCAUAGCUCCCAGGGAGGUACCGGCAGCGUGUCUGCCAGAUAGAGACAGAGAUCCUCAAGUGCCAAGGGCUCUUGUGCUGGGAUGGGGACACGACAACUUCGGGGGCCGUGUGCAGACGCAUCUGCAAGAAGCGUACGUUCCUGUAGUAGGAAGGGAGCAGUGCAACCGAGCGUAUGAGACCCUGGAUAGCUACAAGAAACAUUUUCCGCGAGGCAUCAAUGAUCAUUUCAUCUGCGCCGGAAAUCUGACUGAUGGAGGGGUCGACGCGUGUCAGCAAGAUUCAGGUGGGCCUCUGGUAGUCAGCUCUACGCGAGACGGCAGAACCUUCUGGGAAGUGGUGGGUGUCGUUGCCUUCGGGGUUGACUGUGGCUCCAAGGAGUAUCCAGGCGUCUACAGCCGAGUGUCUACCUUCCUGCCAUGGAUUGUCCGUACAGCCAUCCAGCUCACACCUCCCAAUGAGGUCACUUCCUGGAGGAACACGUUCGUUAUGGAGAUCCGCGACCCCGUGUGGGAAGUUCAGGGACAUGGGAAAUCCGGCAACCGGUUUAUGUACGCGACUUCUACGACAGAGUUCCUCGUGAGCUUGUACGAGAAGGGCAACGAUUUGCUUGCGAGGAUGGCCAGGGCACGCACGUGGCUCAUUCCAGUGCUACUGCUACUUGAGCUGUCACUCGCCGUCAGCGGGAGCAGUGCUCAGAGCAUCGGACGCGUUCGCGCCAAGCGAGAGUCAUGUCGGGCCAGGCAUCCACAGCGAGACGAGGAAACCGACGGUCGCUGCAUUCCCCUUCUGGAGUGCCUGGACUCUUUGAGGAGCUUGGGCCGUUUCAAGGUUCCAAAUUUCUGUGGUGUACGCUUCUUCAAUCCUAUCGUAUGUUGCCCAAAGAUGGACGAGCCGAUGACAGCAGCUCCUCCACCAUCUACCACAACGACCACUACAACAACAACUACUCCCUCCACCACCACAACGACAACAACCACGUCACCUAUAAGACAACUGCCACCGAACGGGACAGACAUAGCGUGCAAAGACCAGAACGGCGUUGAUGGCAAGUGCGUUCCUCUGGAUCGGUGCGCGGCACUGAAGAAGGCAGCCGAGAACAAGCAGUUCCCGCCACUGUGCGAUUUCAAAAUGGGAGUCGCGUACGUAUGCUGCAUCACCGAAGAAACUCCUCCUCUUCAGCUUCAACCCAUAGCGGUCGGUGGCACCGGAAAUCCACAGCCACCUCCGGUAACGACAGACGAGCUUCUGAACGACAACGAGCGAUAUUGUGGGAAGAAACACUACUUGCCUCCUGGAGUAACUGACUUUCACACUGUGGUUUUUGGAGGAAAGGACGCGGAGGAAGGAAAAUACAAGUUUGCAGUCGCCAUUUUUCGUGACAAAGUCAGUCUUCUCAACUUCUGGUGUGGAGGAACUCUCAUCACACAACGCAUCGUUCUCUCCGCGGCUCACUGCUUUCACGACACGUUGAACGAUACCAAGUACGUGGCCCGUAUCGGCGGAGUGGACAUCAAACACAACGGCGAAGGUCCCUUCCUUGAGCGAGGAAUAUCUGAUAUUCGGAUCCAUCCAGACUACGACCCAACACUGUACUACGCUGACGUGGCAGUUCUUCAGCUGGACUUCGUCACCGCUAUAGCACGCAGAAAAGUACCCGCUGCUUGCCUGCCAGAUAUGGACAGCGAGCCCGAAGUUCCGUACGCUUUUGUACUUGGCUGGGGUCACGAUACUUUCGGAGGCAGGGUACAGACGCACUUACAAGAAGCUGAGGUCCCUCUUGUUGGAAGAGAGCAGUGCAACUCGGCGUACCAGUUUCUGAACGGCUACAAGGCUACCUUUCCACGGGGCAUUAACGAGCACUUCGUCUGCGCCGGUAACCUCACGGACGGAGGUGUCGAUGCGUGUCAGCAAGACUCCGGCGGCCCCCUGGUCAUCAACACGACGGCGAACAACCGCACCUAUUGGGAAAUAGUGGGCAUCGUCUCCUUCGGAGUUGGUUGUGGCUCCAAGAACUAUCCAGGCGUGUACAGUCGAGUGUCUACGUUCGUGCCCUGGAUUGUUCGCACAGCAAUCGAGCUGACACCACCUGGUCAAGUGACUAGAACUUAGUUAACAACAAGCGGCAGAGAUAUACCUCAGUCUCCAAGACCUGCAGAGCGCAAGUGGCUGAAGACAGAGUCACAAAACGAGCUUAGAAGGAUCCUCUGGACGUGUUUCUUUUUGACUGUUUGCCUUCGCGGUAACCUCACGUCAAAGAUGGCAUCGGUACAACUGUACCACGUUGAACUCGACUACAGUGUGACCGUUAUACAAGAGAUGACACCUAGACGACAACCAUGACAAGACGCGCAUGGGGGAGGGGGGGGGGGAGGGGGCUCCCGUUGUGUGAAGUAAUUGGGAUGA